This is a messenger RNA of Paramuricea clavata, 756 nucleotides long. The record is from the annotation of a GenBank genome assembly. NCBI's taxonomy places the organism in Eukaryota, Metazoa, Cnidaria, Anthozoa, Malacalcyonacea, Plexauridae.
AUGGCCUUAUCAGAAAAUAAAGCUGACCUACCAAGAUUCUUAUCAGAGCAGCUAAUCACCAGAGCACCUGAAAGCAAAGAAAUAGUCACUGCAGGGGGCUUCAGAGAUGAAUUGGAAGUGUGUUUUUCGACACCCACAACUCCGAUUUUGUGCCUAAAUGCAACCCACAAAGAAGCCGACACUAGACUUGCUCUUCAUGCUAUGAAUGUUACUGACGAUGCUGUGGUAAUUUCCACAAGGGAUACCGAUGUCCUCAUAAUUCUGGUGUCACAUUUUCACCGAAUGCACUGCAAAGAAUUGUGGAUGAAAGUGGGAACGUCUAAGAAGCAAAAGUACAUUCCUAUACACAAUGUUACAUGCAACCUAUCAACAAGUUGUUUCCAAGCCCUGAUUCCUUUCCAUGCUCUUACAGGCUGUGAUACAACAUCCUACAUAUCAGGUCAUACAAAGGCAUCCGCGUGGAAAGUAUUCAAAGAACAUCACGCUCUUCUGCAAAAUUUGGGUGAAGAUCAUUGCGAUGAAGAAAGUAUCAAGAAUGCAGAGAAAUUCAUCUGUUAUUUGUACAACGCAAGCAACGCAAGUUCCGUUAAUGAAGCACAACAUCUUCUCUUCUUCAAAAAAGGAAAACGGGAGACAUUGCCACCAACUAGCGAUGCUCUGCACCAUCACAUCAAGCGAGCGCAUUACCAAUCCAUUGUAUGGAAGAAAGCACACAAUCCUAUACAAGAGUUACCUUCACCAUCUGAUUGGGGAUAG